AUUUUUUAUCAUCAAUUGAAAACAUCGUUAUUAUUUAACAAAUAUCAUGAAAUAAAAUAAAAUUUCAAUUGUUUUAUAUUUUAAGCCAAGGUACCUACAAAUUGAUGUACAUCUCCCAAAAGUAAGGUCUCCAAAAUAAUUAUGAUAAAAUAUAUUUAUAUUUAAAGAAUGUUUUACAUGAUUACACAUGAAUUGUUUUUCCACAUUAUCGCAUUAUACUCCUACAUGGAUAUAUUUUUCAUAAGAAGUUUCAGUAGAAGUUUUUAUAUGCCAGCCUCAUUGAAACUCACCACCAUCUCUUUUUGCAAAUCAAGAAUUGGUGAUAACCAGACGGAGCAAAGUUUGAACUAUAAAGUGGAUGAGAAAUCACGUCUCAAUCAAAUGGAUCAAAGAAAGCUUUUGAAUCGUGGACAAAGUGAGUUAUCAUGCAAGAGAAAAACCCUGACUCCUGACUUCCUGAAAAUUCCCUACACCACUUUCUCAUAUAUUUUGCAGACAUACAGUUUCCUAUGUAUGCAUAUUGGAGAUUCAGCCUUUGAAUUUAAAAAACGAAUAACAGCGAGGAGUUCGUAUUCAGUAUACACGGGAAAAGAGAUGGCGGCGGCUGACGUAAAAGCGUCCAUCGUAAACGCGUGUCAGACACAAAUUAAAAUUCGGAUUAAGUUGAACCGUCAACUUUCGUUUGAAAGGGAAGGAGCUUCGUGAUACGCAAAUGUUAUAAACUUUUGAAAAAAGUUUUUAUUUUCAGCGCUAGGAAUAUGGGGACAUUAUUUUUGUGACGCCUCGUACAUACCUUUAUAAAUAAUAAUAUAAAAUAAAGUUUCAUGUGUUGCAUUUUCAGCAAAACACGUAAAUACGCCUAUGUUAAUGAUCAAAUUCAUUGGGAAACUAUUAUAGAAACAAAUUAUAUAUAUAUAUGAUAUUUUUAAAAUGUAUAAUUCUGUAAUAUUAUUAUCUCUUAUCUCAUCACGUGUAUAUUUAUUUAUAAGAAAUAAGAAUACAUUAGGAGACAUGUUCUUCAAACAUCGAACCGGCAA
Sipha flava (yellow sugarcane aphid) is the source of this 1037-nucleotide messenger RNA. RefSeq lists its product as uncharacterized. NCBI's taxonomy places the organism in Eukaryota, Metazoa, Arthropoda, Insecta, Hemiptera, Aphididae. The record is from RefSeq and is a predicted model, not a curated record. The transcript is spliced from 2 exons. The coding region runs from base 169 to 705 and encodes 178 amino acids.